This is a messenger RNA of Gongylonema pulchrum, 333 nucleotides long. Lineage: Eukaryota; Metazoa; Nematoda; Chromadorea; Rhabditida; Gongylonematidae. The record is from the annotation of a GenBank genome assembly.
AUGGGUAGUGUGUUUGGCGCUGAUUUACAUAGCAGGGAUGAAUGGCGACAGUCACUCAAAGAAAAACACAGUAUUGCUUUGUUUGUCACAAGUGACGUGGAAAUCUUCGGUGAGACAGUAAUCAGUUUCGAUGAAGUGCAGUCGUUGGAUGAUGUCAAGCAAUUGGCGCUGGCAUUUUUGCGCAUCGUGCAAGGAAUAAAUCUGAAGUUUUUGCGCCUUCCAUUCGUUCCUAAAAACUGGAUGUGUUCGGACUGCAAAGCAAUUGUGAAAGCGCAGGAGGCGGAAGAAAAAUGGAAAAAACGACAAGCUGUGAAGAAAGGUAGCAAUUCGUAA